AUGGGGGGCGGCGGGUGUUGGGGUGAAGUUCGGUUGGGUUCAAGGGAGGAAACCAGCGUGGGCUCCCCCCUUGAUCUUGACGAAGGUUGCCGGGUUUCCUCUCUCCCCUUGGAUAAUGAUGAUGAUGAGUCCCCGGCCGCGUGGCGGGCUUCCUUUCCAACGUGCGAGGUCAAUUCUUCGUGGAAAAUACUGGGACCUUAUCAGCAGCGUUUCCCCGAAAACUUGAAGGCAAUCAUUCGUCGCACUCCCGAGACGGGAUAUAUUGAAGUGGACACGAUGAGUACCACGAAUUGGAAACUUUCAGAUGAUAAGGGUCUUCGUGAUUGUAAGAGAUCAGGAGGCUUGUCCAACAAAGUAGCCUUGUUCAACCAAGUGGCCGAUAGUCACAAGGAAAAACAGAUGAUCAAUCCGUUUUCCGCAUGGGAUGGCGCCUCGCAUCGAAAUAAACUUGACAAAUCAGACGCGUCGUAUGGAAAGCCAUUGGAAGGUUCGAAAACGGAAAAGCGAGGGAAAGCUGCUCAGGCGUCUGUCAACAACGAGAUGAGAACGCUGUGUGAAAUGAUCCACGAUUGUGGAUGCACGGAAGAGGAUUCAACCUCGUGGAUAACAUUCGGGGAACUCUUUCAGACUUACACCGUGAUAUCUGGAAACGUCGUCGGAAUUUUGCUGAGAGCCAGGAAGCGAGGCUUUGUUGACUUCCCGGGCGAAACCCUUUUCCAGAGACGCGACGAUGACGUGGUGAUCCAGUUGACGCGUCCUCUCGCCGAAAUCAAAGAAAUCUUGGCGACGUCGGGCAGCUAACGAACGACGGCAUUGUAACGACGACCGAGACUUGUCGCCAGUGACAACAAUGCUGACGAAGUCUCAGGAAGGGUUUUUCUGUGUGAUCGACACGCCUGGCACACAGCUGGAUGCUGUCGGUUCAACUGCACGAAGUCGAUGACGGCACUGUCGUUAUACUUACGUAACGGCUGUUCACCUGGCAGGGUGUUCACCGGCUUCCCCCCAGGGCUGUUCAGAAAUUUUCGUUCGAAAAGAAGAUGCGUUGAAAGCUUUUUUGCAGACAUUUUUUUCUUUGAAAAAAAAAAACAAAACAAAAUGUUGACGUGGAGCUUAUUAUUGCGUCUGUUGAAUACUUCUCCAAAUAACGUUUGCUUUUCGAGAAAAAAUUUUCGCCACGACAUAUUUUUUGAUCUGCUCCUGAAUAUCUCUACUUGAAGAUGUUAGAAGAUAAGCCGCGAUCAGAAUCUACUGUCUUUUGCUCUUUGUUUUUUAAAAAAUCCACGCGAACAAGUGAGUAAAAUUUUGUAGAAUAAUGAUGAACUUCAUUUUGUUUGUGAUUAUAAACAUUCAAAGGUAAACGAGCUCUAAAUUUCCAAACCCGCACUUCGCAAUUAAAGCUAAUGUUUAUUUCGUAAUUUCGGGGAAGUUUCCGAUAUCAUAAUUCAUUGUCUUCUGCCUUUGGUUUUGGAAAUAUCACUCUAAAUGAUUCAAUUUUUAAAAGCUGGUUCAUCACUUCCGUGUUUUUUGUUUGUUUGUUUGUUGUUGAAUGAAUUGAAGAUGAUCAAACUCUGAAAUCACCUCGAUGCUAUCACUUUUAUGGCAAAACUCAUUUUCCAUAAUUUAAUUGGGUUUAAAGUUAGUUUCUUGCGAUAAUUUUUAACAUCGACGUAAUUGCGAAUAACCAGUGAUACUCAAUUAUUUUUCACAUUCAGUGGAAUAUAAACACAUAUAAAAAUCGUCGCAAGGUUUUCCAAUGUUCGUUUUACCCUUCGGACGGGGAUGUUAAUAAAACUUGGACAGGAUUUUAUUUUAAUUUGGGUUGUUCAAACAUUCGGCAUAGAUUCUUCACCUCUUCAGUUUUUAUCACUCAAUAUGGAGGAAGGAAUUUCUGAACGUCCCUGGGAUAUGUGUGAUUGAUAGGGGCUCAUUAGCAGAAGCCCAGUUGACUUCAAAAGCUUUCAAGAUCUUUCGAAUGAUUGUUUUCAGACCUCUUAUAGAUCUUAUUGUGCAUGUUUUGGCUGAUGAAAUAUAGUACGGCAUCUGAGCCGACGAUUACUUUUCAAAGCAAAA
Messenger RNA from Notodromas monacha, 2073 nucleotides. The record is from the annotation of a GenBank genome assembly. Lineage: Eukaryota; Metazoa; Arthropoda; Ostracoda; Podocopida; Cyprididae.